CCUAGUAUAGACUAGACAUAGGAUUCUUGUCAAUACCAUUUUGUCUUCCAUUUUCAAAGUUCGGGAGGAGGAAAAGAAAAGAUGCCCAUCUGGAUACACUCUCUUUAACUGAAUCUCCAUCACCAUGUUGCAGAUAUCCCUUUGGAAUCUUGGAGAAGUUGUGGUGCUUGGUGGUACUUCUCAAUCAGAGAAAGUGAUAGGUAGGCAACCAGCAAUGGAGGAUAGGUAUCUAUCAAGGCAGGGAAGUGGGGUUUGGAGGUCUUUAAGAGAUGGAGAUUUUGAAGAAGAAGAUGUUUGGGAUGUUAUAAGAGAUCGAAAAAAUUCAAACACCAUGACUGGUAGAUCCAAGGAAUCCUCAGUUUCUGCUCUGAGACGCCUCCCAACUGGUUCAAGGAUGAUACCAAGAGCUAGCAGACACAAUUAUGGUAGUGGAAGCAGCUAUAGGAGUAGCAACAACACUCAUGAAGCCAAAAUUGUGCAACAAUCUGCACCCGUUCACAUUCCCAACUGGUCAGAAGCAUACGGCCAGAAAUCAAAGAAGGGUUCCCAAAAUAGUUCAUGGCAUAACGAGCGUGAUGAUGCUGAUGAUGAUGAAGCCGGGGAUUGCGACGAUGAGAAUGAAGAGGAGGAAGACGAAUACGAUGUAAAGGAACCCCCACACGAGUUUCUUGCCAGGAGGCUUGCAAGGAGUCAGAUUUCUUCUUUUUCAGUGUUUGAAGGUGCUGGGAGGACCCUAAAAGGGAGGGACCUCAGCAAAGUUAGGAAUGCUGUUUUGACAAAAACUGGUUUCCUUGAAUCAUUGUGAUUGUAGGUCUCAACUCUCAUGAAAUCAUGGAAGUGUUGCUAUUGUCAUGUUAGUUCUGUGUAGGGGUCUUUGUGAUUGUUGCUCAGUCAGAAAAUGUCUUGUACUGAAUGUCCAAGGUGUAAGAAAUCAAAAUUUAGUGUGCAGAAUUGCCAUGAAGUUCA
Messenger RNA from Argentina anserina (silverweed cinquefoil), 966 nucleotides. RefSeq lists its product as uncharacterized. The coding region runs from base 125 to 805 and encodes 226 amino acids. The record is from RefSeq and is a predicted model, not a curated record. The transcript has 2 exons. NCBI's taxonomy places the organism in Eukaryota, Viridiplantae, Streptophyta, Magnoliopsida, Rosales, Rosaceae.